CAGGACCAUCGAAACGAUGAUCAGUCUGCAUCUGGCCUUAGGGACGGACGUGCAUAGGAUGUAUACCUCACCUUCAAGAGCUAGACAGCUCUACCAGCUGACGAGAUUGAAGUCCAACAUUUAUCUCAAGUCGAAAUGGCCCAAGGGUUGAAAGAGAUACUUCUAUCGCAUCCACAGAGUAAAGACAGGACACGAUGCUCAAAUACGCUCAUCUAUAUAGAUCUGAGAUCUUGCUCCAAGCAUCCUUAUCAGUCAACAGCAAGAGACGUACGACGACGAUGCUCAGAACAACCACGCAACAGCCUCCUACCCUGCUGCCAUUCCAUCUAUCAUUGGGUUCUCGAAACAAGCCCUAUCUGGUAUUGCCAACUACCCCUCGGGGCUGGGCACCUCUUCGAGAAGCUUAUGAUCCUUCGCACUUACCGACUCUCCCACCGCUUCUACCUCAUUUUCAGGACAUGAUUCGCCAAGAUCAUCCAGAACUCAUGACUCUGGCCAGGAAGGGAGAUGCCAUUGUCUUGAAAGCGAUCAGACGGGCCAUACAAAGGGCCACCAGCGGCGUGUGGAGACCAGGCGGUGCAUGGGAGAAUAAAGUAGAAAGCAUUCUCAAAUCGAACAACGUCUUUGCCUACCUAGCCAUUUCACUCGGCAUUGUCACUCAUCAUUCAGCCAAUCAUCUCCGCCUCAAGCGUUCGGCCGAUCUAUUCGAAGCAUAUCUUGGUGCUUAUGAGAAACAAUUCAACCAAUCCUCAGCGUCUGGUGUCCAGAUGACUCCUGUCCAAUUGACGGUAUUCCUCGAUCAACUUUUCAAAGAGAGAGUAUGGAGGAUUCUCAGACCAGCCCUUCCUAUUACGCCCACGACGUCGUUCCGGAAAGCGUUGCCCUUAUUCCCCACCGCUACUAUUACAGGGGGAGGUCCUCCUUGCCCUCGUACUUUGCUCGACAUCAUAGCCUUCUCACCUCUUUCCGGCAAUCGUCUUCCUCUCACCCCUCUUCAGUCCCAGAACAACGCUCUCAUCGAUCCUUCCCCUCUUACCAACUCAGUCUCUCUUGUCGGAGGCGUGAAAGGAGGUACAUCAGCGUCAGAGAAGUCGAGAAAAAGGAAGGACAGCAAGAAGCGUGGCUCUCGAACUCUACCUGAGGAUAGACAGAACCAGCAACAACGCGUCGAGACGCCACUUCUCCGUCGAAUCGUUCGGAAAAGGUUUGAUGUCUGCACCGCCGCCAAAGCUGCAGCUCGAGAUUUCACAAAAGAUCCCAUAGACGUCACACCAGCAGCUGCAAAUGUCCCGGCCACUUGCAACCCAGUGAGAGCCUCCAUUCAGCUACAAGCAGGUCCGGUCAAGGUGAAAGACACCAUCGUCACACCGAUCUCGGAGAUUUCCGCAGUGGUCUCAGCGACCAAUAAGCCCCUGACUCCCAAGGGACGGUUCUCGACAGCACCGGAGACCAAACUGAAGGGAGCAGCCAUCCUGGACAAAGUAUCACCUUCGCUGCCUCGUGAGGUUGAGAAAAUCGCGAUACCCAUUGCGAGUGGAAUACUAGGGCCACUGCCGAAGCUGCUCGCGAAAAGCGAGCUACUGGUCAAGGAGAAGGCGGAGGUCGAGCAAUUGUGGUCCAGAGAGAAUGGCAGACUGAGAGCUCGCAAGUGA
Kockovaella imperatae is the source of this 1652-nucleotide messenger RNA. RefSeq lists its product as hypothetical. The transcript is spliced from 2 exons. Lineage: Eukaryota; Fungi; Basidiomycota; Tremellomycetes; Tremellales; Cuniculitremaceae. The record is from RefSeq and is a predicted model, not a curated record. Bases 195 to 1652 code for a protein of 485 amino acids.